UAUGCUAUCAAAUUAUUGCAAACAAUGUGGCAAUCGUCAUGAAGAUCAGGAAUGUGCAGUAAACUCAACUGUGAUUGAAUGGAAAUACGAAGGCGAUGUUGUAACACUAUAUGGCUCAUGGAGUCACUUCCAAGUUGGAUAUCCAAUGAUGAAAUCCAAGCAACCUCCUUAGUACUUUCUUUUAUGCCAUUGUAGUUUCUUAUAAGCUGAAAUUAAUCCCCCUUUACCUCCAGGUUACCAUUAAUAUAAGUUCAAUGUUGAUGGAGUUUGGAAACAUGAUCCCAAUGCAGAUGUAAUUUACAAUAAUUUCGGGACUUAUAAUAAUUGGGUAUUAAGAAACCACUAUAAAUAUAGUUAGAAGUCGUACCAAGGAAGUUGAUUCAAGUGGAUAGUUCUGAUGAUCAAGAACCCAACAUGGAUGAAGAUGUUCAGUUUAGAUAAAACUAUAAAGUAAAGAGACUCUUAUCAAUCUUAGUAAGACUUAAUGAAAGUUAAAGUACGUACAUAUUUGGACUGGAAUGAGAUGUUUGUGAUGGGCUCUUGGGAUGAAUGGAAACAACCAAUUAAAUUGAAUAGGAAAUUUUUAGGUUUUGCAAAGAAAUACAUCAAUUAUGCAUAUUUGCAUCUUACUCCUGGUUCAUAUCAAUAUAAGUUUCUAAUUGCAGGAUAAUACGUCUUUGAUGAAACUCUACCUACAGUUGCUAAUAAUUUCUCAUCCAAAAAUAACAUUCUUCAUGUCAAUAGAAAAUAAUUGCAUUAUCAUCCCCAAAACUAUGAUAAUGUCUAUUUUACUCAAUAUCAGAUCUAAAAGAAAUAUGAAAGAAUUCAUGGCUUGACAAUGACAGGUAUAGGAAAUGAGUUCUACAUUUUUGGUGGUCGAGGAACAGGCCAUAAUUUUAAAAAUGAUCUUCAUAUCCUUAAUCCAAGAACAAAGGAACUCAGAGUGGUCGAGGAUACAAAAGGACCAAUUCCUGAUCCAAGAGCAUUCCAUAAGUACAUUAUUCAAAUUUAUCUAGUGCAAUUAAAUAUGGGAAUAAAAUAAUCUAUUAUGGUGGACUUAAUUCAGACAAAGUCUUUAAUGAUUACUAUGUUUACAACACAACUUCCAAAACUUGGAUUUAAAGCAAACCUAAAGGUUAAUUACCAUCUCCAAGAGAAAAAGCCUCUUUGACUUUGCUACCAAAUUACCAAUCAUUAAUUUACUUCGGUGGUUACUAUUGUAGCCAUGAUCUUGAAGUAUAAAAGACCUAUAAUGACAUCUAUUGUUUAGAUCUAACCACAAUGAUGUGGACUCAGUAUUUAUUCUAAUCUAAAUAUAGUUAUGAUCUAGAUGAGUAUGCACUCAAACCUCCCCCAAGAUCUGCCCAUUCUGCUACCCAAAUCAAAGACAAACUCUAUAUUUUUGGAGGCCAAUUGCUUCCUGAAGGACAUUAUACACCUAAUUUUAAUGAUUUGUGGAUUUUGGAUUUUUCCAAAGAAGCUAGUUGGGCUAAUUUGACUCCUGUUAUGAAAGGUGAACCACCUUCACCAAGGCAUGGACAUUUAGGAAGUGCUUUGGCUGGCCAUUUAUUUAUCUAUGGUGGAAGAGGUGAACAUUCAAAUGACAUUCUCGGGGAUCUCUAUCAUUUCAAUCCAGAAACCUUGGUUUGGUAAUAGUUUUCAAUUAUAAUAUUAGGACUAAACCUAAAAUACAUGGCACUAUUCCCAUUCCAAGAUGUUAUUGUGCUGCCGAUACCAUGGGAAGUGGUAAUGAAUUAUGGAUUAUAGGAGGACAUAAGGGAAACAUGAUUUUCAAUCAAUAGUAAUAAUUUAAUUUUUAAUAAUUAUAGAAGUCAAACUCAUGUUUAUGUCAUGUCAUUUGAAGAAAAGGAUGAUGAUGACAUCUUUGGAUCUCCUAAAGUUGUAAGUAGAAAACCUGAAUUUGUAAUGGAUAUCGUUAAAGCAAUAACUAAAUGAAC
Paramecium pentaurelia is the source of this 1958-nucleotide messenger RNA. NCBI's taxonomy places the organism in Eukaryota, Ciliophora, Oligohymenophorea, Peniculida, Parameciidae. The record is from the annotation of a GenBank genome assembly.